UGCGGCAGAGGGGCGGGGCGGAGGUGGGUGUGUGGCUCAGCUGAUACACGCAUCCGCUGACUAUCAUCAUCAUCAUCAUAAUCAUCAUCCGAGACCCGCUCCUGUCAAGAUAAACACCGCUCGCUGGUGUGUGGACCCGCGGUGGACGCGACGGUGAAUGAACGCGGCCGAGGUGACGCGCGUCGCUGUCCGCGGUGCUGAAACAUGUCUGGCUGGAGGUCCGGCAGCUGUAAUGGCCCAUGCGGAGGGUUGCGGGGUUGAGUGACGAUCUGGUUCCCCCAGCAUGGGUAGUGUAGGCAGUGGGGUGGCCGGUGAGCAGGAGUUUGCCAUGAAGAGCGUGGGCACACGCACCACCCUCCCUCGUGGCCCGCCCCUGUCCCGCCGCGGCCCCUCCGACCGCAGCUGCAGCGCCGAGCGUCUCCACGCGCCCCCGUCCACCUCGGAGGGCUCCAGUGAUGAAAGAGGCGGGAGCAGCACUACUACAGAUCGAGGCCAGCUCAACAUCGCCUCGUCCCGCCUGGAGAGGGUUCCCGCCAACGGGAACGGGCUGGAGGGAAACACCACGGGCCGCAGGGACGGACACCGAACUGGGGGAGGAGUGUCUAUGGAUGCUUGUGGUAAUGUCGUUGGCCACGGCGCGGAGAAGAACCAUGAUGGUGUGGCACCGGUAAAGGGCAGAGACGGAAACAACACCAAGAGAGACAGUCGCACACCACCCAAGAUUCUUGCUGUCUCGGGGAAACUUGAGCAGAACAGUUCUGCUCUGGUCCGUCCUUCUGCCUUCAAACCCGUCGUGCCCAAGAGUUUUCACUCCAUGCAGAAUCUGGUCGGUCAGUCAGGAGGAGGCGGACGCUCUGCUGGAAGCGGCGGCGGAUCCGACGCCCCACAGUCCCUCUGUGAGCAGGACAGUCCGGACCGGGACCCUUCAGGUGGAAACGACGGUCAGGGCGGCAUGUCUGACUCCGGGAGGAACUCCCUGACCAGCCUUCCCACGUACGCGGGGCCCAGUAUGAGCUACGGCCCCCCUCAAGCUCUCGGUCCCCUCAGUGCCUCAACCAGCCACAUCAACAGACUGAGCAGCACAGCGGCGCCGCUGGAGAAAGCCGACAAGCCCAACUAUCAGAACGGCCUGAGUGUAUCCGACAGCGGACAGUCCUCCUCCGGGAAGAGCUGCUUAUCAUAUCACAGACUCUGUCAUCUGACGGACACGAGUGCCACCGUCCAGCCGUCGCCCUCCACUGAUGACAUCAUUCAGGACCUGGAGGAUCGACUCUGGGAGAAGGAGCAGGAGGUGAUUCACAUGCGGCGUAAUCUGGACCAGAGCGAGGCUGCCAUCGUGCAGGUGUUCGAGGAGAAGCAGCGCGUGUGGGAGCGGGAGAUGGAGGAGCUGAGGCAGAACUACGCCGGCCGGCUGCAGCAGGUGACCCAUCGGGCCCAGCGCACGCAACAGGCCCUGCAGGCGCACAUCGGCCGGCUGCAGCAGGACAAGGGCCGCCUGCAGGAGGAGAUCAGCGCCCUGCUCGCCCAGAGAGAGGAGCUGGAGAGAAAGUGCCUGGAUUACCGCAAGGAGCAGGCGGAUAUUCUGCCCCGGCUGGAGGAGACCAAGUGGGAGCUGUGUCAGAAGGCGGGCGAGAUCUCUCUGCUGAAGCAGCAGCUGCGGGAGAGUCAGAAUGAGGUGACGCAGCGGGCCGGAGAGAUGGUGGCCCUCAGGGGUCAGCUGAAGGAGCUCAACGCCCAGCUGAAGGAGCGCGAGGAGACCAUGAUCGGCCUGAAGGACUCGUACGCCAACAAGAGCCGAGAGCUGGAGAGAUGUGAAGGAGAACUGAAGAGAACGCUGACAGAGGUGUCGAUGUUGCGUGACAAGCUGGUGGUGUUCGAGGCCGAGGUUCUGGGUCUCAAACGGGCUCUGAGCGAGCUGAGCUGCAGGAACGACCGCGCCGCGGCUCUAAGCGCCAUCAGCGGCAGCAGCAGUUUACCGUGGGCCGGACUGCACUCGCCCCGCACGCCCGAACCCCUGACCGCGCUCACACCCCUCAGCGCCACCGUCGACACCUUCCUCAGCCUGCAGAGCGAUGAGGCCAAAGCGCAGCGGCAGGAGGCGGGAGAGCUGCGGCGUCAGCUGGAGCGUCUGCAGGGCGAGCUGCACCUGGAGCGGCAGCAGCGCGAGCGGCAGGCGCUCACCUUCGCUCAGGAGCGCCACACCUGGCAGGAUGAGAAAGAGCGCGUGCUGAAGUACCAGGCGCAGCUGCAGCUCAGCUACGUGGAGACGCUGCAGAGGAACCAGGCACUGGAGGAGCGGGUCGGGCAGCUCGGAGCCAAACUGGUCACGACGCCCGGAUCCCCGCCGCCCGUCAGCCUCUCGAUUCCCGUCCCGGUGACCAUCACUCUAUCCCCGGCCGCGGACGAUCCCAAACCGCCCGCCCUGCAUCAGCUGGCACCGCCGUGGCCGGGACCUUCUCGCUUGGAGCGGAUCGAGUCCACAGAGAUUUAGACAUGAACUUUUGUAAGAGACAAUCGACGUCUGCGCAACAGAGACCCGAAGAGGGCUGAGAUGAAAGAAAGACGAAUGCACACGUUUCUGCAGCUUUUAUUGACCUUUUGACAUCUGCUCUUCAGCGAUAUGAAAGGGGUUCUACACUACCGGUCAAAAGUUUGGAAUAAUUAUGAUUUUUUAAAAUUUUUUGAAAAGCUAAUAUUUGAUCAUAAAUAAAGUAAAAUUAUAAAAUAUUAUUGCAAUGUAAAACAGCUGUUUUCUAUGUGAAUAUAUAGUAAAGUGUAAUUUAUUCCUGUGAUCAAAGCU
Ctenopharyngodon idella (grass carp) is the source of this 2800-nucleotide messenger RNA. It is a transcript of the gene lzts3b, whose product is annotated as leucine zipper, putative tumor suppressor family member 3b. Gene Ontology annotation, biological process: regulation of dendritic spine morphogenesis. The transcript has 6 exons. Bases 284 to 2491 code for a protein of 735 amino acids. The record is from RefSeq and is a predicted model, not a curated record. NCBI's taxonomy places the organism in Eukaryota, Metazoa, Chordata, Actinopteri, Cypriniformes, Xenocyprididae. Gene Ontology annotation, cellular component: dendritic spine.